AAUGUCUGGCAGAAUGGCGAACCUGACGGACGCAACAUCACUGCAGCAAUUUGACCAAUUAUUGAAAAAUAACUGCAAGUCCCUCACCGUCAUCCAUUUUCACGCGCCAUGGGCUCCGCAGUGCUCGCAGAUGAACGAAGUGAUGGCAGAGUUGGCCAAGGAACACAAACACACCAUGUUCGUAAAGCUGGAGGCAGAGGCAGUCCCUGAGGUUUCAGAGAAAUAUGAGAUCGCUUCAGUUCCCACAUUCCUCUUCUUCAAGGGCGGUGAGAAGAUUGACAGGUUGGAUGGUGCACAUGCCCCUGAGCUGACCAAUAAGGUGCAGAGGUUGGGGUCCGGUGGGGGCGGAGCUGCAGGGGUGGGGGACGUCACUAAAGAGGAUCUCAACGAGAGACUGAAGAAGCUGAUCAACGCCGCAUCCUGCAUGCUCUUCAUGAAAGGAUCGCCCCAGGAGCCUCGCUGCGGUUUUAGUCGUCAGAUUGUUCAGAUCCUGAAAGAUCACAGCGUACAGUACAGCAGUUUUGACAUCCUCUCCGAUGACGAAGUCAGACAGGCACUCAAGACUUACUCCAACUGGCCGACUUAUCCGCAAAUCUACGUCAACGGAGAACUCGUCGGAGGACUGGACAUUUUGAAGGAGCUGGUUGAGUCCGGUGAGAUCGAGAAUACUUUCCCCAAGACCGUCUCGCUGGAACACAGGUUGAAAUCACUGAUCAAUAAAUCAUCCGUCAUUCUCUUCAUGAAGGGCAACAAACAGGCUGCCAAGUGUGGGUUCAGUCGUCAGAUCCUUGAAAUAAUGAACGGCACGGGGGUUGAAUAUGAUACAUUUGACAUACUGGAAGAUGAAGAGGUUCGACAAGGAUUAAAGAGUUACUCCAAUUGGCCGACAUACCCGCAGCUGUAUGUUAAAGGAGAUCUGAUUGGAGGACUGGAUAUAGUAAAGGAGUUGAAGGAGAACGGUGAGCUGGUGUCUGUGUUGAAGGGGGAGAACUGAAGCGUACCAUCAUGAAAGAAAAUGAAGAUCAAAUCACUGAUAUACACAUACACAGAUGCACACAUGAACCUCAGGACUUCAGUUUGUCUUAUUCCAUCCAAGUUGAACCUUUAUGGAGUCAUUGUCAAAAAUCCAUCAGCACUUUAUUGAACCUGUAAAUCCAAUAAAGUCUGUUUCUUUCACCA
Molecule: messenger RNA, 1179 nt
Organism: Triplophysa rosa
Lineage: Eukaryota; Metazoa; Chordata; Actinopteri; Cypriniformes; Nemacheilidae
Gene: glrx3
Product: glutaredoxin 3
Exons: 11
Coding region: 2-994 (330 amino acids)
Source: RefSeq, a predicted model, not a curated record